Messenger RNA from Chionomys nivalis (European snow vole), 1394 nucleotides. It is a transcript of the gene Yeats4, whose product is annotated as YEATS domain containing 4. Gene Ontology annotation, biological process: regulation of DNA-templated transcription. NCBI's taxonomy places the organism in Eukaryota, Metazoa, Chordata, Mammalia, Rodentia, Cricetidae. The record is from RefSeq and is a predicted model, not a curated record. The transcript has 7 exons. The coding region runs from base 184 to 867 and encodes 227 amino acids.
CCUUCCGCUCCGCUCUCCCACCGCGGGGCUGAAUGGCCGACCGCGCCGCCGCGGGUGUGGAGGAGGCAGUUGGGCGCCGCGAGCCCAGGUGACUCGCCCAUCUCCAGUCUGAACCCCUCGGCCCGGGCGACCCCGCCGGCCUGAGCUCUUUCCUGGCGGCCGCGGCUCCUUCCCUGGGACAAUAUGUUUAAAAGAAUGGCGGAAUUUGGGCCUGACUCCGGCGGGAGAGUGAAGGGGGUUACCAUCGUUAAGCCAAUAGUCUAUGGUAAUGUUGCCCGAUAUUUUGGGAAGAAAAGAGAAGAAGAUGGACACACCCACCAGUGGACAGUAUACGUGAAACCAUAUAGAAAUGAGGAUAUGUCAGCGUAUGUGAAGAAAAUCCAGUUUAAAUUACAUGAAAGCUAUGGCAAUCCUUUAAGAGUCGUUACUAAGCCGCCCUAUGAAAUUACUGAAACAGGAUGGGGUGAAUUUGAAAUAAUCAUCAAAAUAUUUUUCAUCGAUCCUAAUGAAAGACCUGUGACCCUGUAUCACUUACUGAAGCUCUUCCAGUCUGACACCAAUGCGAUGCUGGGCAAGAAGACGGUCGUUUCUGAAUUCUACGAUGAAAUGAUAUUUCAAGACCCAACAGCAAUGAUGCAACAACUGCUGACCACGUCUCGCCAGCUGACGUUAGGAGCCUAUAAACAUGAGACUGAAUUCGCAGAACUUGAAGUGAAAACCAGAGAAAAAUUAGAAGCUGCUAAGAAGAAAACAAGCUUUGAAAUUGCGGAGCUUAAGGAAAGAUUAAAAGCAAGUCGUGAAACUAUAAAUUGUCUGAAAAAUGAAAUCAGAAAACUUGAAGAAGAUGAUCAGACAAAAGACAUAUGAGUGACUGGCAGGAAGUUCAGCCAGAAGCAGGCGGGUGCCGCAGGAGGACAGACAUGGUGCAGGCUGUGAUGUUCGUGGGGAGCCGCGUGGGCGUUAGCCAGCUGUGAUUUCAGCAGUGAAGUCCGAGUACUCUGACUGCUCAAGCGUCUCUCCUGGGCGGUCCGUCUGUUCUGAGAGUUGAUGCUGUGUGGCAUUCCAUGAUUAAGCACAACUUUUAAAGUUUUUAUUUUGCUCUUGUUUUUUAAUUAGGACUAUAGUUUAUUUUCCUUUAUGCAAGCAUCCAAAUUUUGUUACAAAGUCUAACGUGUACAUAUUUUAUACUUGUGUAUUAGUACUAAGGAGAACUAGUGUGUGUAUUUAAUUCCUCUGGUUCCUGCCUGCCUACCCCAUUCUACCUCUUUUGUGGACGAUGUAUCUGGUAAGUAUUCAAUAAAUGUACUUUCCUGCAGUUAUGUCUGCCUCCUAUGACUUCUCCAGGACUUUUCCACCAUGUAAUUUUAAAUAAAUAUUUGGGUUUUUUUCUUUCU